UAAUGUUUUCUCUUCACUUCAUUCAUAAGAUAUUUGUGUAAACAGAAUACAAUCUUACACCACAGUGAAAAAUAUUUUCAUCAAAGCUGAGCAACUUAUUCAAAACUUGAGCAGUUAUCGAAAAUUACAUUUACUAGUUACGCACGAACUUGAACGACAUCGGGAAAAAUGGAAUUGUGUCGCACCUGUAUGGCAGAGAGCCAGACUCAACUAAUUCCGGUUUAUUCCAAGUUGGAAGACGAGUUCAUAGCAAAUAUCAUCAUGGAGUAUACUUCCCUCCAGAUUCGUGAAAACGACGGUCUUCCGACUCACAUCUGUUUCCAGUGCAUGGAAGCGUUGAAGCUGCUUACUGUGUUUGUUCGAACAGCACGGAAUUGUGAUCGCCAGCUGCGCAAACUUUUCGAGCAGGAAGCUGUAACUUUGCAGGAAAUAAACUCUAAUAUAACGCAUGAUGAUAAGAUUUUGGUAAAACAGCAAAAUGAUUCGUUCCAGUUUGCUGAAGUGAAAAUUGAGCCAACCGAAGAAUUAUUAGCAGAAUAUCUGGAUUCAGAACCAGAACAAGCGAUCUCAAGCGGAAGUGAAAAUGCCGCUAACGACGACAGAGAUAGCGACGAUUCGAGCAACUGCAGCAGAAGUCACAGUGGUAGUGAUAGCGAUUGGAACGACAGCGAUGACGAUGAUUUUAAAGGAAAGGAAGAACCCAAGACAACGAAAAGACGUGGUAGAAAACCCAAACCGAAGCCAAUGAAUAGCGAUGACAAACCAUUAUUAAACAAACGACGUCCCAAGAGAGACAUUGAUCUGGCCAUGAAUGACUAUGAAAAAGAAUUAUAUACGGUUAUUCAUGUAGGUAAAAACAAGCACACGUGUUGCGGUUGUUUGCUAAUUUUCGACACAGCAAAUGAACUAGAGUCCCAUCGUAGCAAGACUCAUACUCGGAAAAGAGAUUCUUCGACAGCGAAUCCAACCGAUAAGGUGCUUUGUAAUGGAUGCUUACGAAAGUACAAAUCGAAACGACGAGUUAAUUAUCACAAGGAACGUGUCAGGCAACUUGAAACUAUCUGGGAAUGCAAUAAAUGUAAAAAUCGGUUUUCAGAACCAACGCGACGACGAUCACACGCUAAGAAGCAUCCACGUCGAAUAGCUUCUAUGGCCGUUGUGGCUCCUAUCAAAGAGCUGAUUCAACAAGAGUUAGGUUGGAUUUGCUGUGCCCAGGCUUGUGGGUUAUCGUUUCCUGCAGAAGCAGAGUUAAUUGCUCAUGCCCACAAGGCUCACCAGAUCAAUAAACAAGAAGCUGAGCUGGAAGAAAACCGAGAAAAACCUGUGCAAUGUCAGGUGUGCUACAGACGAUUUCUCGACAAGAAUGGCCUAAUCAAUCACCAACAGCGGCUCUAUCGAUUACACAAGUACCAAUGCUCCCUUUGUGGACUGCAGUUCAACAGUGGUGGACGUCUCAACGAACACGAACUCACGCAUCAAAGCGAGAGACCCUUCAAAUGCGAGCUAUGCGGUAGAGCGUUCACCCAAAAGGGCAAUCUGAAAACGCACAUGACCGUACAUACAAACGAAAAGCCCUAUCAGUGCACUGUUUGUGGAAUGGCUUUCCGUCAAAAGGGGGGACUAAAAACGCAUAUGUCGAAUCAUAUUGAAAAACCUAGAUUCAAAUGCGAAGUAUGCUCGAAGAUGUUCAAGGCCAAGUUACAUUUAAGGUAUCACAUGCGUAUUCAUAACGGAGAGAAACCGUUUCCUUGCCGCUACUGUGAUAAAGCUUUUACGGACUUCACGAAUCGUAUGAGACACGAGAUGAGUCAUACUGGAAUCAAACCAUACAAAUGUGCUUUUUGCGAAAAAUCAUUCAUCAGAAAACGAUUCCAGAUGGAGCAUGAAAGUACACAUACCGGAGUGAAAUUGUACAGCUGUGAAGUUUGUCAACAAAGUUUCGCCCAGAAGAAUUCCCUCAAAAAGCAUUUAUCGACUGCUCAUCCAAGUUUCGAAGACAGGCCAGAUGGUAACAUUGUGGUAGUUGCAUCAAUUUCUCCCUCCCUGUAGGUAGUCGCAUCUAUUCUAGACGAAAACAUUAUAUACGAUUAACAAACAAUCUGAAGGAUGAUUUUAAUUGUAACAUCCUUCUUGAAUGGCAGUCAAUAAUUCUUCACGUAUAAUAUACACAACUAUGAUGUAUUCGGUAAUCACGGAUAUUCGAAAAAUUGAGAAAUUGUCCUGCUACAUACGUUAUCCUACCGCUCAAAGUCUUGGAAGCCCUUCGAUAUAGUAAACAGAAAAAAACGUUGAGAUCCACAUAACCACUAUUUACCUAGAAAGCUUGAAUGGAUCGAUAUGAAGUAUAAGAAAUAGCGAAAACGGGAUGGAAAGAAAAAUUUUCACACAAAAAAUGACAGGCAGUAUACUGACCACACCCCCGCAGCUCAAAAGCGUCAUAACAUAUUUUUUGAUGACGUCAAUUGCAGAUUGCUGAUCCUUCCAUCGUAUUAGGCAUGCAAUGAGCACAUAAUUUUACAACCACUUACGUAACGGGUUAUCCAGGAGCAAUGAACUUUUGUAUUCUCCAUGGCGGUCAACUGAGCGAGUAAGGAAGUAAAAGCUUUUCUCGGGAAAUUUACAAAUCUCUACAUAUUUGCAAGUGUGUUAGUUAAUACCAUGAGAUUUGAAAACACAUCCCGACAAAGUAGGCUUAUUAUUGUGUACAGCACAGUGUUGCCGAUUUAAAAUAGACU
Messenger RNA from Malaya genurostris, 2735 nucleotides. RefSeq names its product zinc finger protein 260-like. The record is from RefSeq and is a predicted model, not a curated record. Gene Ontology annotation, molecular function: DNA-binding transcription factor activity, RNA polymerase II-specific; zinc ion binding; RNA polymerase II cis-regulatory region sequence-specific DNA binding. Lineage: Eukaryota; Metazoa; Arthropoda; Insecta; Diptera; Culicidae. Gene Ontology annotation, cellular component: nucleus. The transcript has 6 exons. Bases 169 to 2049 code for a protein of 626 amino acids. Gene Ontology annotation, biological process: regulation of transcription by RNA polymerase II.